This is a messenger RNA of Danio aesculapii, 924 nucleotides long. RefSeq names its product SRY-box transcription factor 32 (gene sox32). The transcript has 2 exons. Bases 1 to 924 code for a protein of 307 amino acids. Gene Ontology annotation, molecular function: DNA-binding transcription factor activity, RNA polymerase II-specific; RNA polymerase II cis-regulatory region sequence-specific DNA binding. The record is from RefSeq and is a predicted model, not a curated record. Lineage: Eukaryota; Metazoa; Chordata; Actinopteri; Cypriniformes; Danionidae. Gene Ontology annotation, biological process: regulation of DNA-templated transcription; anatomical structure morphogenesis; cell differentiation.
AUGUAUCUCGACCGGAUGCUCCCUGAACUUGAAAUGAGACCCACCCCAAUGAUGCCAGAAAUUCAGCAGUACCACUACUUGCAACAUCAGAACGACGAACAGCGCAGGACGCCCCACUGCCCCGCGUCGGGUCCAUCAAGCCCGGUGUCCAUCGGGUCUGAAUCCAGCUGCUCAAGUCCCGAAGCGAAAGCGCCCGUGGAAACUCGAGUAAGACGCCCUUUAAACGCGUUCAUCAUCUGGACGAAAGAGGAGCGCAGACGCCUUGCGCAGCUAAACCCGGACCUGGAGAACACCGACCUCAGCAAAAUACUUGGCAAGACAUGGAAAGCGAUGUCUCUGGCAGAGAAGCGUCCUUACAUGCAAGAAGCAGAAAGACUACGGAUCCAGCAUACCAUUGACUAUCCCAACUACAAAUACCGGCCCCGUCGACGAAAGUGCAACAAGCGGGGCAGCAAGAUGCCUUCAAGCGAGAACGUCAGCUCUCCAAAUGCCACCUUUGAUCUCAGCUACAUGUUUCAAGGUCAAGCCCCACAACGGCCAUACAACCAAUUAAACUCCUAUAGGCUUCCCCACAAUGGGCUUUCAUUUGAAAGCCACUCUUCAUCAUACCGCUUCGAGGCAACAUCAUCAAGUGGAAACGUGUUUCAUGGUGGUGCGACUUCACUGAAUUUGUCUUCUGUGCAUCUGCCGCUGUCUGCUUACCCAGAGUCACUAUUGUAUUCACAGCAUUCUGUCCAGCAGAGCGCAGUGGAGCUCCAUGAUAGGUGGGGAAAGGACGGUUGUGCGUGCGUGCUGUGUUUGGGUGGACCUUCUCUGGAGUUUUAUUUAGAACAGGUGAGAUCAGACAUGCUGGACCAGCUUGACCGCAGUGAAUUUGACCAGUACCUUAAUCCAGCACAGACUCUGGACCACAGCAAAGAGUGA